Messenger RNA from Sceloporus undulatus (fence lizard), 4167 nucleotides. It is a transcript of the gene PPP4R1, whose product is annotated as protein phosphatase 4 regulatory subunit 1. The record is from RefSeq and is a predicted model, not a curated record. Bases 329 to 3229 code for a protein of 966 amino acids. Gene Ontology annotation, biological process: protein dephosphorylation. Gene Ontology annotation, molecular function: protein phosphatase regulator activity; protein binding. NCBI's taxonomy places the organism in Eukaryota, Metazoa, Chordata, Lepidosauria, Squamata, Phrynosomatidae. The transcript has 20 exons.
UAGAGAGAGAGAAAGAGAGAAGGGAAAGGCCUCGUCGUGAGCAGAUUCUCCUCAGGCUUUGGGCCUCCUUCCUUCCUCCCUUCCUUCCCUGCGAGGAGAAGGAAGGAGGCGGGGGCAGCCCCGCUGCUGCUGCUGCUGCUGCUGCUGUGUGUCCGUGUCCGGCCUAGUCCCCUCCCUCCCUCCUCGGUGGCUCCCGAGUCUUCUCUCCGCUGCUUGGGCCUAAAAAAGGGCCUCAUCACGACGACGACGACGAGGAGGAGAAAACGAGAGCUUUCCCCUCCCUCAUGUAGGCCCUGGAGCCGGGCGGGAGGCUUCUAGGAAGAUAAUAAUGGCGGAUUUGUCGCUACUCCAAGAGGACCUGCAAGAGGAGAUUGAGGGAUUUGGUGUGGAUGACUACAGCUCAGAGUCUGAUGUGAUUAUUAUACCUUCAGCCCUGGACUUUGUCUCACAAGAUGAAAUGUUGACGCCUCUGGGAAGAUUGGACAAGUACGCUGCAAGUGAGAAUAUUUUUAAUAGGCAAAUGGUGGCUCGAAGUUUAUUGGACACUUUGAAAGAAGUGAGUGAUGAUGAAAGAGAUUGUAUUGCUGUAUUGGAAAGAGUCAGCAGGCUAGCAGAUGAUUCAGAGCCAACAGUACGAGCAGAGUUAAUGGAACAAGUGCCUCAUAUUGCUAUGUUUUGUCAAGAAAAUAGGCCUUCAAUCCCUUAUGCUUUUUCAAAAUAUUUAUUACCCAUUGUGGUGCGAUAUCUUGCAGACCAGAAUAACCAGGUGAGAAAAACAAGUCAGGCAGCAUUGCUUGUUCUGUUAGAGCAAGAACUUAUUGAGCGAUAUGAUGUGGAGACCAAAGUAUGUCCAGUUCUUGUAGAAUUGACUGCUCCAGACAGCAAUGAUGAUGUGAAGACAGAAGCUGUGGCAGUAAGUAGAAGAGUGAAGUUAUGUGCACAGCAGUUACAGUCCACUAUUCUUGAAGCUGAUAAAGAUAUUCUCGCCUUUUAUCGGGUGAAGAAGCUGGAAUAUUAUUUGAACAUUUGUCAGAAUCAUUGCGUUCUGAUAAUAUAUAUAUGUAUUCUUUUUCAGGUGUGUGCAGCCAAUUUUGGUGAUAUUUGUAGUGUAGUUGGACAGCAAGCCACUGAAGAAAUGCUACUACCUAGGUUUUUCCAGCUUUGUGCUGAUAAUGUGUGGGGAGUGCGAAAGGCAUGUGCUGAAUGCUUUAUGGCUGUUUCAUGUGCCACAUCACAAGAGGUCCGUCGGACAAAACUAUCAACACUUUUUAUUAAUCUUAUCAGUGACCCUUCGCGAUGGGUCCGUCAAGCUGCCUUUCAGUCCCUGGGGCCUUUUAUAUCGACAUUUGCUAACCCGUCCAGCAGUGGCCAGUUUUUUAAAGAAGAUGAAUGUAAAAACACUGAGGAUCAGAGCUUUGCAGAGGAAAAUAGCAAUGAAAGUAUGGUGGAAACAGAAGAAAUUCCAACCCAUGAUAUGCAAAGCCAAACAGAUCUGCUUUUAGAUGAUGAUGUGACUGAUUCUGCAGAGACCCUUGAAAAUGGCGAGGAAGAGAGUAACUCCGUAUUGGCUCAUUCCCAGGCUGAGGCAUUUUUACGUUGCACUUUGUCUCCAGAGUCAUGUAAAGAAACUGCAGAUGUGAAUGAACAGCCUUUUGUUCACUAUAGCAUAGCAGAGCUAACUGCACCUGCACUGAGUUCCAAGGAAAACUCUCUUUCAGAGCAGGAACUGUAUAAUUCAUUCCAUUUCUGGAGGACUCCACUUCCCAAGAUAGAUAUUGAUUUAGAGCUUCAAGAACCUGCAAAAAUACUUGAUUCAGAAACUCAGAAAGGAGAACAGGAGGUUGUUGCAUCCACUUCUUCAAACAUUACCAUGGCUACAAGGAAGGAGUUAGAAGAAAUGAUAGAAAAUUUGGAGCCUCAUAUGGAUGAUCCAGAUGUUAAAGCACAAGUGGAGGUGCUCUCUGCUGCUCUCCGGGCCUCAAGUCUGGAUCCUCAGGAGGAAGCUGCCACAGGCAAUAGCAAGUCAGUGGAUUGCCAGAGUGACUUGAACAUCAAAGACCAACUGAACUGUAAAUUAAUUCAGAAUAAUACGGUGCCUUUAAUCAAUGAUGCUGUUGAGGACAUUGUAGAAUCUGCUCUUCGUUAUAUUCAUCAUGAUUCUGACUUAAGUACCAACAGUAGUUUCAGUCCUGAAGAAGAGAAGAAAUCCAAAAUUCAGGAUGUUGUACCUCAGGCCUUGCUGGAUCAGUAUUUAUCUAUGACAGAUCCAUCUCGAGCUCAGACUGUUGAUACAGAGAUUGCAAAGCACUGUGCCUAUAGCCUUCCAGGUGUGGCUCUGACCUUAGGUAGACAGAACUGGCACUGUCUGAAAGAUACCUAUGAGACUCUAGCCUCUGAUAUGCAGUGGAAAGUUCGAAGAACACUAGCAUUCUCAAUACAUGAACUUGCUGUCAUCCUUGGAGACCAGCUUACAGCUGGGGAUCUGGUUCCAGUCUUUAAUGGCUUCUUAAAGGACCUGGAUGAAGUCAGGAUCGGUGUGCUUAAGCAUCUGCAUGAUUUUUUGAAGCUUCUUCACCCUGAUAAAAGGCGAGAAUAUCUUUAUCAGCUUCAAGAAUUCUUAGUUACAGAUAAUAGCAGAAACUGGCGUUUCCGAGCAGAGCUAGCUGAGCAACUGAUCUUGCUUCUAGAUCUGUACAGUGCCAGAGACAUAUAUGACUACCUGCGACCUAUUGCUCUCAGCCUUUGUGCAGACAAGGUCUCAUCUGUUCGUUGGAUUUCCUACAAGUUGGUUAGUGAAAUGGUAAAGAAGCUGUAUAAUGAUCCAAUGUCAACAUUUGUGGUCGAUCUCAUGAAUGAACUAGUGGAAAGGUUCUGCAGAUGCCCCAAAUGGUCUGGUCGCCAAACAUUUGUGUUUAUUUGCCAGACUAUUAUUGAAGAUGACUGUUUGCCAAUGGACAAGUUUGCUGAGCAUCUAUUGCCCCAUUUACUACACUUGGCCUCGGAUAGAGUUCCCAAUGUUAGAGUCCUACUGGCAAAAACCUUGAGGCAAACACUUCUAGAGAAAGAAUAUUUCCUAAUGUGUGUCAAUUCCCAUCAAGAAGCGGUGGAACAGACAAUCGUGGCCCUCCAGAUGGAUAAUGACAAUGAUGUAAAAUAUUUUGCAAGUAUCCACCCGGCCAGUACCAAAAUUGCAGAUGAUGCUAUGAGCACAGCCUCUUCGACUUACUAAAGUACACGCUGAAUGUUUCUUUAAUUUUAAUAAAAAAACAAAAGCAUUACAAAAUCGCAGGCAAUCCUCAAGUGCUCCUAAAAUGGAUGACCGAAACCUCUUUUUUAUGGAGGACAGAAUCUCUUGCCAGACUUUGACUUCACUUGGAUUUUAUCUGAACCUGAGACCAAGAAUUUAGAGUCAAGAGAAAAAUAAAUAAACAUUACCUGUUGAAUCUUGACUCUAGAAAAACUUUGCUCAGAGGAUUGUAUUUGCCACCGGAGCCUUAAAUCUUCUGUCUUCCUGAAUAUGUGAAACUUGAAUUGGCGGAGCAUUUUCAGUAUAGAAGGGAAGUGAUUCCCAGAGAUUGGUAUUUGUUACCUCCUGAGGAGUUAACUUAGCAAGCUGUUUUUCCCUUUAGGAACUGAUAGCAGAAAUUUUCAUAGCCUGUAAAAGAUGGUUUUGUACCAAGAAGCAAGAGACACCUCCAGUAUUAGCUAUUAAAGUUUUUAUCCUUGAAAAUACUUAAUUUGUGUGCAGCUGGGCACAUCCUUAAGUGUGAAUAGUUUUGAUGUAUGUAAAUGAGGGAAAAGUAGAGAUUUGGUGUUUGGGUUUUUUUUCACCUUAAGGGCUCAGUGCUAACACUAAACUGGAAUCUUGAUUUUAAUCCUUAAAACACAGCAUAUUGCUGUACCCAUUAGCAGAAAUUUCCGCUGAGUACCUGUGUCCUAAUGUAUGUGUUUUUCAUGCUGGUCAUGACCUGAAGGAAACUUAUUAGCACAUGUACUUCAAGUCAGGUAUUUUUAACUUGAUCAUGAUCAGCUCUGAGGUGCAACUUUUUCAUCAUACAGUGUACAUAUCUGUGAUCACUCUCAGGAGUGCUGCAGUCUUUAAUCAUGCUGUUUCAAACUGUUGUGUUAAAAUGUUCUGUCGUCCAAAUAAAAAAAAUAUUAAUAAGA